Messenger RNA from Macroventuria anomochaeta, 521 nucleotides. Its product is annotated as ribosomal protein S14. Gene Ontology annotation, biological process: translation. NCBI's taxonomy places the organism in Eukaryota, Fungi, Ascomycota, Dothideomycetes, Pleosporales, Didymellaceae. Gene Ontology annotation, cellular component: cytosolic small ribosomal subunit; ribosome. Gene Ontology annotation, molecular function: structural constituent of ribosome; zinc ion binding. The transcript is spliced from 3 exons. Bases 1 to 171 code for a protein of 56 amino acids. The record is from RefSeq and is a predicted model, not a curated record.
AUGUCUCACGAGUCGGUCUGGUACUCCCGCCCUAGGACUUACGGCAAGGGCUCCCGCGAGUGCCGCGUCUGCACCCACCCCGCUGGUCUGAUCCGCAAGUACGGCCUCAACAUCUGCCGUCAGUGCUUCCGCGAGAAGUCCGCCGACAUUGGUUUCGUCAAGCACCGCUAAAUGUACCCACGAAUUCCACGACCGGAGUAGAGGAGGCGCAACGGUGUGACGCGAUGAUUCCCUGACGAUACGAUCUCGACUCGAUUCGACUUCCACGAGCAUGAUGGGGCGGAGAGCGCCGGGACAGGAUAGUCAGGAUGGUUCUGCAUGGCUUUUCUUGGGGACUUCUUUCCUCGUCUGACCGGUCGGCGUCGUGUCUGGCUGCAAAUAAACAAAAUUCCAUCCUGAUACCAACUGUUUUGGCGUACUAGAGUUGGAUUGGACAACGUGAUUGAAUGAAUCCAUGUUGCAUUGCUGCUUGGUGGACUGUUGCAGUAUACAGCUGAGGGCAACGAGCAUACGAUAAAGAG